Molecule: messenger RNA, 2066 nt
Organism: Cyprinus carpio (common carp)
Lineage: Eukaryota; Metazoa; Chordata; Actinopteri; Cypriniformes; Cyprinidae
Product: palmitoyltransferase ZDHHC3-A
Exons: 7
Coding region: 316-1209 (297 amino acids)
Biological process (GO): peptidyl-L-cysteine S-palmitoylation; protein targeting to membrane
Cellular component (GO): endoplasmic reticulum; Golgi apparatus
Molecular function (GO): protein-cysteine S-palmitoyltransferase activity
Source: RefSeq, a predicted model, not a curated record
CCCAGGCAACACCUAGCAAUCCAAAGACUCGUUUUCUAGAACUGGUUUCCAUUUCGGAUCGUGAUCUAGUGAAAAGGAGGUGUGGCUAUCAGUUUCUCCAGUGAAGGGAGGAUCUGCCACCGCACAAAAAAAUGCAGCAUUUCACCAGCCCUCGUCUAAUAAUCGGGUAAACCACAAUUUUUGUUAAAACACUAAUCUUGAACAUGCUCCCCUGUUAGCGUGGUCCAUGCACGAUCGGAUCUUCUCGGCCUCGAGUGGGCGAGCAAACGCGAGGAGCACCAGUGUCGCCAGAUAUGAUGGCAUCUCUGUGGUAGGAUGAGAAGUCCAGUGCCACGUUUCAGGGACGUCGAGAGGCAGGCCAGUGGCCUGCAGCCCGCACAGUGUCUUCCUCCCUGUCAUGAGCGACAGAACAACAUGUGGUUCAUCAGAGAUGCCUGCGGCAUCAUUUGUGCGAUCAUCACCUGGCUUCUCGUCGUCUUUGCCGAGGUCGUCGUGUUGUUCGUCAUGCUGAUUCCUUCGAAGAGCCUCACCUACAGCCUGGUGAAUGGCACCCUCUUCAACAGCCUGGCCUUCCUCGCCUUGGCAUCUCAUUUCAGAGCCAUGUGCACCGACCCGGGAGCCGUGCCAAAGGGAAACGCCACUAGGGAGUACAUCGAGAGCCUGCAGCUGAAGCCUGGCCAGGUGGUUUACAAAUGUCCCAAAUGCUGCAGUAUCAAGCCAGAUAGAGCUCACCACUGCAGUGUUUGUAAGCGCUGUAUACGGAAGAUGGAUCAUCAUUGCCCUUGGGUAAACAAUUGUGUCGGAGAAAAUAACCAGAAGUACUUUGUGCUUUUCACAAUGUACAUUUUCCUGAUCUCUCUGCAUGCCUUGGUCAUGGUGGUCUUUCAUUUUCUCUACUGCUUUGAAGAUGACUGGACAAAGUGCAGUACAUUCUCCCCUCCAGCCACUGUCAUCCUCCUCAUCCUCCUGUGCUUUGAGGGCCUCCUCUUCCUCAUCUUCACCUCUGUGAUGUUUGGCACCCAGAUCCAUUCCAUCUGCACAGACGAGACGGGCAUAGAGCAGUUGAAAAAGGAAGAGAGAAGAUGGGCUAAAAAAACAAAAUGGAUGAACAUGAAGGCGGUAUUCGGACACCCCUUCUCGAUAGCAUGGUUUAGCCCGUUUUCCACACCCGACCACGGGAAAGCUGACCCCUACCAGUAUGUGGUCUGAGCUCAGGAAGCUUUAAGCUAGAGACUCGAGUGCACUUGGACUGACUUUAUAGAACAGCGUCUUUUUAUUUGUUUGUAGUCCCGACUUGAGCGGAGCAUUUACCAGUGAGACGAAAUCACCUUCAUCUUCUUUUUUUCAGGGAACAAAUCAUUAUCCUCGCCUCUAUUUAUUUCAAUUAAGAACAGAAAGCCAAUCCUUUAUCAUGUCAUAAUCCCAAGCAUCUCUGCCUAGCUACACCGAAAUGAAGAUGAAUGUUGCGCAGAUAAUAGAAACCAAUUUAUGCUAAUAUAAUCACCAUUGUAAUCCUUUCACACUGUCCACAGUGAUAACCUACUUUCUGAAGGUACUUUUAAGAGUUCUGUUAAUUCUUUAUACCUAGCUACAGUAUAGUACCCCUGCCCUUUCCUGGUUAAUGACGUAAGAGCACUGACAACCAUUCACUAAAAUGGUUUAUUAUGCAGAUCAAAUGUAUGAUACAGAUUUGGGUCGUUUAUACCAAGGACGAUAACUGUAAUGAUAACUAUAAAUCAUUCUAGUUCUAUGAAAAUAGAAUCACACUGAGGAACAAUAUCAUUUGAAUCCAGCUCAUGAAUUAUUGAAAACAGUGACGACCAAUCAGAAUCCACCAGACUUUAAAGCACUUGUAAAAAAACAGAACAGCUGUUAUAGUUAUAGUUAUCCUUAUAUUUAUCAUUCUUGGUGUGAACAGGCCUUAACAUUAUUGACUUUGGCUGUAGAAAAAAUUGUAUAUAAACAAUAUAGGAUGUUUAAUAGGGGUAAAAAUAUGUUCUGAUCAAAAAUGGAUUCAAAUGAUUCUAUACUAAAUGAUGCAGUCAUAAUUUGGUUUGAUUUUAUUU